Molecule: messenger RNA, 2968 nt
Organism: Odocoileus virginianus texanus
Lineage: Eukaryota; Metazoa; Chordata; Mammalia; Artiodactyla; Cervidae
Source: RefSeq, a predicted model, not a curated record
UCCUUAACUUCGCACUGCCUCAAGGUCCCAACCUUAAAAACGGGGAGAAUAACAGUUAUCGGCUUCAUAGAUAUUACUGUGAUGAUUAAAUGAACUAAUACUGGUAAAGCGCUUGGAAGACUGCCCAGCCACUGAACAGCCUGGGGGAUAUCGUCCAUCCUGGCUUCCAGACCUGGGAGGGGGGUUCUUGAACACAAGUAGACCUGCCUCCCCUGAGUGCCACCUUGUACCACAUUUAGCGAGUGAGUUUGGGGUUGGGACCUUACUGAGACGUGGGGUGCUGGUACUGGUGGGGCAGGUGGGAUGAUGCAGGAGAAGAUGGUUGCUACUCAGACUGUCUUGAUGUUAUACCUCUGGGGUGAUACAUGAAACACUGUACACAGACCUGAUGAGCAGCGGGACUAGGCAUUGCCUCUGGCCAGAGUUUCCUUGCUGUUUCAACCACGCUUAGGCAUGGAGUGUGCAGGCUCACGUCCCGGGCUCCAGCAGCAGCGAGGCUGGCUUCGUGUGGCAGGUGGUGCCAUGGUGACCCCUCCAAGGGUGGGGGUGGUGGGCCCAAGGUGGGCCAUGGAGCACUCCACAUCAAUUAACCUGUUAACGUGGAAAAAAAAGAAGACUGCCCAGCACUGGGAUCGGGCUCCAUGUGCACCAGCCAGUGCCUCGUACAAAGCACCGCCUCUCACUUCGGCCCCGUUCAGCGUGCAAAAGGGUGCUCAGACCCAGAGCCCCCAGGGUGGCCUUCCCUGGAACACGGAGAGGCCGGCAGCCCGCCUCCUCUGGGGAGGGCACCUGAGAGAUGGGCGCAGGUGUGGCAGAGGGCUUUCCUUGGCUUCCCCUUCCUACGGUGUGCGCGUGUCCACAGUGACAUUCUGUGAUGAAAGAUAAACAGGGUCAGAUGGGGAGCCCUAAAGAUGCAGGUGCCUGUCGCCCCUAGCCAGGACAACGACACAGAAGUUCUGGACCAGCCCUGGGAAGCUUUGAAGCGAGGGUCCCCCAGGGACUUGUGCUGCCUGCCAGGCUUAGGAAUUGUUCAUUCAGCAGACGCUGGGGCACGACGCCUGAAACAGCUGCUCAGCUUUGCCUUGGGGGGACUUCUGGGCAACGUGUUUCUCCACCUGCUCCCCGAGGCGUGGGCCUACACGAACAGUGCCAGCUCUGGUGGUGAGGGGCAGAGCUUGCAGCCGCAACAGCAGCUGGGACUGUGGGUCAUUGCUGGCUUCCUGACCUUCCUGGUGUUGGAGAAGUUGUUCUUGGACAGCAAGGGGAAGGAGGAGACCAGCCAGGCCCCCAGCAAAGACCCCGCAGUUGCUGCCGUGCUCAAUGGAGGCCACUAUCUGGCCCAGCCGGCUGCAGAGCCCGGCCUGAGCGCCGUGGUCCGGAACAUCAAAGUCAGCGGCUAUCUCAACCUGCUGGCCAACACCAUAGACAACUUCACCCACGGGCUGGCCGUGGCCGCCAGCUUCCUUGUGAGCAAGAAGAUCGGGCUCCUGACCACCAUGGCCAUCCUCCUGCAUGAGAUCCCCCAUGAGGUGGGCGACUUUGCCAUCUUGCUCCGGGCCGGCUUUGACCGAUGGAGCGCAGCCAAGCUGCAGCUCUCGACGGCACUGGGGGGCCUGCUGGGCGCCUGCUUUGCCAUCUGCGCGCAGUCCCCCAAGGGAGUAGAGGAGACGGUGGCCUGGAUCCUGCCCUUCACCUCAGGCGGCUUUCUCUACAUCGCCCUGGUGAAUGUGCUGCCCGACCUCCUGGAGGAAGACGACCCGUGGCGCUCCCUGCAGCAGGUGCUUCUGCUCUGCACGGGCAUCGUGGUGAUGGUGCUGUUCUCGGUCUUCGUGGAGUGACUGUGCCCGGCGCCCCUCCCCUGCACAGCAAUAAGAGACUCGGAUUCACUCUGUGACCGUGUGUGAGUGUGCAUGUGUGUCAGAGAGCGAGUGCGCCUCCAACCCAAGAGGGUGGGGGGUGUGUGUGUGGUGUGCACAUGUGACCAGAGGUGUGUGCGAGGCCGACACUGUGAUCCCUGAUGCCCGGGCCCGCCCACUGCGGUCUCCUCCCCCUGCCACCCUGUGGUCAUGCACCCCCGGAGUCAGCAGUGAGGCACGGGAGCGCUGGUCCUGAGCAGAGGCCUCUGUGCACGCCGCCAGGAGGAGUGAGCUGCCAAAGGAGCCAGGCAUACAGCGAGCCCCAAAGCUGUUCCCCCCGGGGCCUCGGGGGGGCCCUGGCCUGAGGGGUAAGCCCCUGGGCAUGUGCACCCAGCCCCAAGCAGCCAGGGACCAAGGCUGGGGCACCUUUUCUCGGCCAGCGUCCUGGUCCUUCCUUCACCAGCUCCAAGGCCAAAGAGAGAGGCGGGUGCCUCGCCCCUGGCUCCACUCGGCGCUGACGGUCCUACUGCGCCCAGCGUGGAGCUGGGAGAUGCUUUCUAAGACCUGUUCCCCAUCAGCCCUGGGCUGGCUCCUGUUCCCCCCCUCCGCCGUGACCGCUUCCUGGCAGCACCGGCAGCUCUUGCCACCUCCAGCUGCCAAACGGCAGCCAGCAGGGCAGUGCACGGCCCCGGGCCAGCAUCCUCCCCAUCCGCUCAGGAGCUCCUGCCAGCCCGGGGUCCAGCAGACGCACUGGGGGCAGGAAGACGAGGAACCGUGGCCGCCUGCCCACCACGCGGGCCCCCUUGCCCGGCCCGCCGCUGGUGGGGCUGGGUGGGGGUGGCGAGGGCUCCACGUUGUCAGCGCUCAGGAAUGUGCUCUGGGAGAAUGCUGAAGCCAUAAUCCCCAGCUAUUUCCCUUGGCCGACGCCCAGGUACUCAGCUGGCCCGCUCCACAGCCAGGCUCCAGCCCCGCUGCUCCGCUCGGCCGUGGGCGUUGGGAGGAGUCGCGUCAGGAGGGGCUGAGGAUCUUACAGCAGUUUUGCUGUGGUUUCGUUUAUAUCUGUAAAUGACCUGUUGUAUAGACGAGAUGCAAAUAAAUACACACGAACUGGC